Messenger RNA from Anopheles coluzzii, 2873 nucleotides. Its product is annotated as speckle targeted PIP5K1A-regulated poly(A) polymerase. Bases 273 to 2375 code for a protein of 700 amino acids. Gene Ontology annotation, molecular function: RNA uridylyltransferase activity. The transcript has 2 exons. Lineage: Eukaryota; Metazoa; Arthropoda; Insecta; Diptera; Culicidae. The record is from RefSeq and is a predicted model, not a curated record.
AGCUGUCAAAGCGAGAAGGAGCAACAAAAAAACAUUUCUUUUGUUUAGCCAAUGUGUUGUUCUGCGCGAUUUUAGAACCACAAACAUUAUAACGCAAUAAAACACACCUCCCACCGCAAAUGCUCUACUAUAGGCUGUAGUAAGUAAGUUUGGAACACAUCCUGGCACAAUCCUGCACGGUUUCUGGUACAACUAUUGCUUGCAACGUGUGCGAAAGUACAGCCAGCGCUAGAGCUACAUGGUAAAGCACUGCCAGGAGAGGGGCGAUCAAAAUGGCUGACCAACGACCAAGCACUUCUCAGCAGGCGACGCAGCAGCAGCAGCAGAAACAGCAACAGGAAGAAAGUCGCAACGGCCGCAAACGCAGACUUUCCAUGAAUCGGAAAAAGGGCAACAAGAAGGGCGCCCGCAAGCAGCAGGAGGAAGCGGGCGAACCGACCAGCAUGCUGCUCCAGCCACUCGUCCAAAGCUUGAGCACGUGCGCCCCGGGCAGCGAAAUGAGCGCACUGAUCGCGGCCCUGCAGCCCGCACCCGCCGACGUGGAGAUGGUGCUGAACAUGGUGAAGGACGAUCUGAACCGGGUGCUCAAUCUGCCCAACAAUCAGGCCACCAUCUACGAGUUCGGCUCGAUCAAGUCGGGCCUGCUGCUGAAGGACAGCGAUCUCGACUUCUAUAUCCACUACGCGCGCGAAAAGACGGAGCGCGAGGAGCAGAUCAAGCUGAUACACGUGGUCUGCAGCCGCAUGGACCGGGACACCAGCUUCACCGGCAAGGUGAAGAUACUCGGCGCGAAGGUACCGCUGCUGCGGGCGGUCCACGUGCGCACCAAUCUCCAGUGCGACAUCAACUUUAGCAAUGCGCGCGGCUGCUACAACAGCAAGUUCAUCCACGCGAUCAUGAAGUUUGACGAGCGCAUCCACCAGCUGACGGUGAUGGUGAAGUUUUGGGCGCAGUGUGCCCACAUCCUCACGGCCCACCAUCAGAUGAACUCCUACUGCCUGAUCAUGAUGGUGAUCUUUUACCUGCAGACGCGCAAGCUGCCCGUCAUACCGUCGGUGGAGGACCUGCAGCAGGGCAUCGCGCGCAUCACCUUCGGGCCCUGGAACCUGGGCUACCCGCAGCAGAUACAGUACAAAACGUGGAACGUUAGCACGGUGCGCGAGCUGCUGGUCGGCUUCUUCAAGUACUACUCCGAGUUUGACUUUGCGGGCAACAUCAUCUCGCCGUACGUGGGCCGGCUCUGCUCGACGGUCGAGCUGGAGAAGAAGUCGAUCCGCGAGCUGGCCCCGUACUAUCGGGCGGUGGAGAGGGAAAACUAUCCGGAGCUGUCGCUCGGCCCGUUCAUCACGAUACAGGACCCGUUCGAGCUGAACGUGAACGUGGGCAAGGUGUUGCGCAUGAACGUGCUGGCGGAGCAGAUGAAGCACAGUCUGAAGCAUGCGUACGAGCUGUGCCAGCGGUUUCAGGGCGGCGAGUUUGCGAAACUGCUCGUGGCGCUGUUUACCGACGUGCAGAAGUGCCCGAAACCGGUCAAGGAAUCGAAAGCAGCUGCCAAAAAACCCACGACCAAUGCCGGUGCGAAGCCAGCUGGUGGUGAUACCGCCGUUGCUAAUGGGACGGUGGUUGAAAAGCAGCAGCAACCGGGACCAUCGUCAUCCACCAACAGUAGUAGCGGCAGUAGUAGUACCAGCAACAGCAAUGGUUCUACUGCCGCUCCGCCUGCAGGGGUGGGCAAGAACGGUUGCUGGUACAAGUGUACCCUGCCGCCGAUCGAGCACGAGCUGUACCUGGUGAAGCAGAUCCUGCAGGCCCGGGACCGGGAGCGCAAAACCAUCAUCACGGACGAGCGCGUCCGGCACCUGUGGGCCGAAUGUAUGCUCGACUUUAUCGUGGACAUUCUGCGCAAGCUGUACAUGGUAAAGGUGGAACCAAUCGGCACGGCGGAAGAAAAGGAACCCACACCGGCAGAACCACACCAGCCGAACCCGGUGCGAACGUACCAGCUGACCUGCGAGCGGCAGGUGUUCAUUGCCCGCAAGCGCAUCACCAUCUCGAACGAGGCGGACCUGCAGCGGGAAAUCGCAAUCUCCAAACAGCGGUGGGAGAAGAACCACGCGCUGCAGUUUAGUACGCGGGCGGAGAUGGUCGCCGUCGACGGUGCGAUCGAGCUGCGCAUACCGAACGAUCAGCCGAAGAAUGGGCCGUUCCGGCUGUUCAUCGACACCUGCUUUCUGGUGCACAUUCGCAAGUGCUUGCGCGGCUACUUUAUGGUGAUGCUGGCCAAGGCGAAGGAAAAGGCAAACCAGCAGCCGGCCAGCAGGAGCGAGACGGCUGCGGAGGAGCACCGACCCGCCGGGGAACGGUGUAAGCUCUAGUGGGGUGAAGGUGGGACCACCGGGAGCAACAAGUAUACAGGACAGCAACGGGCUACGGGUUCGUCGGUCGGUCGCUCGGUACCAUCGAUCGAAAGUUAAAAGUAGACUCACACAGAAUUUUCACACAAAAACUGACGACACAUUAGCAUCGUAGGAUAGACAUUGUGAACGUACUACUUUUACGUUAUCUAUUAGGGAUAAGCAUUAGUGACGCCUGGGGUAAGCGGUGAGAUUUUUUUUCGCGUUUUAAUUACAUUUUUAAAACAACUUGUUUGUUCGCUUAAAUCACUUCCCCCUGCUGAAUGAUUGUUUCGGGAAAGCACAAUUAUUAAUUAUUACUAUUAACAUUUUCAUUCAACAGUACAACGUGUACAGAGGGAAGGCUUACCGUUGUUUUCGGUACGAACUUGUUUGAAGUCUAAAAAGUGCAACAACAACAAAAAGAAAAGAAAAAAGAGACGAAUAUUUCAGUUGAAAUAAAUAUUAUUCUGCCGUUAA